GGAUUUGUUUCUUGUUUUAAUUACCGAACCUAAUUGCCACCGCUUCGGGGUUCAACACGAAAGGAGAAAGGACGAGUUCUAGUAAAGAGACCGCUGGGAGGGGGGACUGAAGACCGACUGGUCUCCAGAUACCCUGCAUGGACCACUUGCUGGAGUGUUUUCCACUGUUUCAACGUUAUUUUCCACGAUGUACCGCUUUGACUUCUUUCAUUCCAGUUAACUUUCUGUAACCCAGUGGCUUGGUGACAAUUUCUGGAAUACCAUAGAGAAAAAAGGGAACUCUAUUGUAAUGGCAUCAAGACAGCCUGAUGUGCCUGCCAUUGAGCACAGUUCUAGUGGGCUGCUGGGAAAGAUGUCCCUCCCAGUUGGGAUGCACCGUCGUGCCUUCAGCUAUGACGAUGCGCUGGAGGAUACGGCACCAAUGACUCCGCCCCCCUCAGACAUGUGCAGUAACACCAUAUGGCGAAAACCUGUAAUUCCAGAACGUAAAUACCAGUUACUGUCCAAGGUUGAGGAUGGGGAUAAUAACAUUCCUCCACCUUCUUUGCCCCCUUCCUCUUCCACUGAGAAAAUCCCUGUGGUGAAAGCUAAAGCCACUUCUAUCAUCAUGAACUCUCUUAUGACAAAGCAUACACAGGAAAGCAUUCAACGCUUCGAACAGCAGGCUGGCCUCAGGGAUGCUGGGUAUACGCCACACAAGGGCCUCACUGCUGAAGAGACUAAAUACCACCGCGUGGCAGAAGCCCUGCAUAAACUUAAUAUGCACACUGGGGAAUCCACUGAAGAGAAGCAAAGUUCAUCAGCCCAGUCAACUCCGUGCAGCACUCCCAGCUCUUCUCCUAAGCAAAUGCGCAGAUCGUGGUUCAGUCAGGGAUCCACCAGCUCUCUCCCAGCUGGGGAUUUAAGCAGCUCUGAUGCAGGAGUGGAUAAAUGGAGUAUGUUUGGACCUCGUGCUGUACAGAAAUCCACCACAGAUCCAGGAGGUUUUACUGUUCAGCCAUAUAAAGGUGCUCAGAAGCCAACCCCUAUGGAGCUGAUGCGAGCACAGGCUACAAGGAUAUCUGAUGAUCCUGCUGCUUUGAAACCCCCCAAGAUGGAAAUGCCUUCACUGGUUUCAGGAACUAAGAACAUUCCCCGUGGCCAUAAUCUAAAACCUCGUGACAUGAACAUACUCACUCCAACAGGAUUCUAACUACCCAGCUGUCUUGUUCCAUAGUUCUGCAGCUUUUCUUUAAAAAGAGACUAGCGAUGCGUUUCCUGGCUUAUCCUAUCUGAAGAUGACUAGUAAGAUACAUCUGGCAUUACCUUUUAACUUCCGGACUUGAGUUUUCCAUCUUGAUGAGGAUGUACUUUGUAAGCCUUUAGCAUUCUGUAUAUAUAUGUGUAAACAAAAAAGCCUCUGAUGUCCUUUGUUAGAGCAUUAGAUUGCCAGGUAAACCACUGUAUAACUACGGCUAUGCACAAGCUAGUAGUUAAGACCACAUUUUUAGGUAUUUUCACCUGAAACAACCACUUUCCAGUUAAAUCAGAAGUUUAAUAUUUACUGCACCUUCCAGGUGGGUAGACCUAUUCUGUACAAGUGACCUCAUCUUUCAAAUUUAAUUUGGGCCACCAUUUAAAAAGAUGCCGCCAUUUUUUCUUAAUGUAGAUAUGUAAUUAUAGUUGACUUUUUUUUUUUUGGCUGGCUGCUUUCUUGUCUACCUUCCUAGAGCAUACCCUUAAAACAUAUAGUUCAUCACAUUUACAUAUCACUGCGAACUGCAAUUAUAGGAUCACGUGGCUCUGAACGAUUAAGCAUGACUUAAUUCUUUUGGUUCUUGUUCGUAGGCCUAGUCAUUAAAUUGUAAAAAAAAAAUGUACUUAAGACAAGUAACCCUACACCUGACUCAGGAAGUAAAGGUUUAAUUUCUUUUCCCUUAAUGUACUGUUGAAUACAAAGGACGUUGUAGCUUUAUUCCAGUUUCGAAAACUUGCACUCGGUUCUCUAAGAACUAAUUUAUUUGUGUUAACUUUUUCAAGCUUGUGUAUUUUUUUUUUUAUUGUGCCUAAUUUUAUGCUUCAGAAUAAAAAGAUAACAGUU
Messenger RNA from Xenopus tropicalis (tropical clawed frog), 2080 nucleotides. RefSeq names its product KIAA1191. NCBI's taxonomy places the organism in Eukaryota, Metazoa, Chordata, Amphibia, Anura, Pipidae. The record is from RefSeq and is marked provisional. Gene Ontology annotation, cellular component: cytoplasm.